AUGCCCGACUUCAAGCUCUCUGCCCAACUGUCGGGCCACGACUCUGAUGUCCGGGCUGUUGCCUUUCCUUCCCCCGACGCCGUCAUCUCCGCUUCUCGAGACAAUACUGUUCGCGUCUGGCGCAAGACCACUCCGAAGCCCCCAGCCUUUGAGCCGUCUAUAACCACCCAAGGCCAGGAGUUCAUCAACUCACUCGCCUUCCUUGGCCCCUCCUCUGAAUACCCGGACGGUCUAAUCAUAUCUGGCGGUAAGGACACCAUUAUCGAGGUCAAGAAAGCCACCGCCACCCCCUCGGACAAUGCUGAGCGCCUUCUCAUCGGCCACGGCCACAAUGUCUGCGCCCUCGAUGUUUCUCCCAAAGGCACCUAUAUCGUCUCCGGAGGUUGGGACAGCCAGGCAAUUGUCUGGCGUGUUGGCAAGUGGGAGCCAGAGAUACGGCUAGAGGAUCACAGCGCCAGCGUGUGGGGAGUCCUCGCCUACGACGAGAACACGGUGAUCACAGGCUGUGCGGACGAGAAGAUCCGCAUCUUCGACCUCCAGUCCGGCUCAGGUGGCCAGGUAUAUCCCCGGUCAACAAUCUACACCCCUGAUGUCGUCCGAGCGAUUUGCAAGGUGCCCCAAAGCCACAGCAGUGGUGCAGACAUCGCUAGCGCCCACAAUGACGGGGUCAUACGGUUGUGGAAGCUCAACGGCCAGGCUGUGGGCGAGCUGCACGGCCACGAGAGCUUCGUCUACAGCCUUGCUGCCCUGCCGUCGGGCGAGCUUGUCAGUUCCGGCGAGGACCGCACAGUGCGCAUAUGGCGAGAUCAGGAAUGCAUUCAAACCAUCACACACCCUGCCAUCUCUGUGUGGAGCGUUGCAGUGUCUCAGCAGUCUGGAGACAUCGUUUCUGGCGCGAGCGAUGGUGUCAUUCGGGUCUUCACUCGAAGCGAGGAGAGGCUGGCAGAUGAGGAAGCAAUCAGGCUGUUUGAAGAAGCGGUGAAGUCCUCGUCAAUACCCCAGCAGCAAGUCGGAGGCAUCAACAAGGAAAAGCUUCCCGGGCCUGAGUUUCUUCAGACACGAUCAGGGACCAAGGAGGGCCAGGUUCAAAUGAUCAAGGAGGACAACGGCGCCGUCACAGCUCAUCAGUGGUCAAUGAGUCAACAGCAAUGGAUCAAUGUUGGUACUGUUGUCGAUGCAGUAGGAAGCAGUGGCAAGAAGGUAGAAUACAAUGGCCAGUCUUACGAUUACGUUUUCGAUGUAGAUAUCGAGGAUGGCAAGCCUCCAUUGAAGCUCCCCUACAACCUUUCCGAGAACCCCUACGACCGCGCUACGAAAUUCCUAGGCGACAACGAACUGCCUCUCUCGUACCUGGACAACGUUGCAAACUUCAUAAUCGAAAAUACCAAAGGUGCUACACUGGGACAAAGUGCAGGACCGACCACUGAUGAAUUCGGAACCGGGCGGUACCAACCUGGAGCAAAUUCGGCUUCUGAAUCACAACAACCGCAAAGGAGAGUGUUGCCCCAGGAAAAUUAUCUUCUUUUGGCGCAAGCUAAAUUUGAUCCGGUCUUUCGAAAAAUCAAUUCCAUCAAUGCCACAAUGUUAUCCGCCGGCCGGAAAGACUACGCCCUUAACCCGACAGAAGAAGCAACCCUGAAGCAACUCACUGCCUCGCUGACGGCCGCUGCCUCCAGCGUACCGACGACCAUUUCUGCGACGGCUUCUUCCUCUAACACGUUAACCGUUUCAGAGGAGGGCCUAGCUUUGGUGCUGAAGCUUGUGACCCAAUGGCCUGACCUUGAUCGACUACCAGGCUUAGACUUGCUGCGGUGUAUAAGCACAUCGCCAGCCAUUGUUCGUUUUCAAAACGCCCGAUAUGGGUCUGUUAUCGAAGUCGUUCUCAAUGCGGCUUUCAAUGUGCAAAAUGGAAAAAUCAACGAGAAUUGCGUUAUGAUGGCCUUCCGCGCACUUGCCAAUCUUUUCGCUACCGAGCCCGGCCGGGCGCUGGCUGUACAGAAGGCAUCUGAUGUGGUGGGCUAUAUGGAAGGCGUCGUCGGCAUCGACGACAGCAUCAUCAAAGGGCCAAUCGGACAUACCAACCGAAAUGUGUUGAUUGCGCUCACAACCACGAUUAUCAAUUAUGCUGUCCUCGCGCAUGCAUCACAGAAGAGAGGCAUCCAAGGGCCAUCGGUUGACGCAGUAGUUGUUGGACUCAUGGGAAAUGUCCUCGGCAAGAUACUUCAAGAACAAACGGACUCAGAGGUAAUCUAUCGCGCUCUUGCUGCACUAGGGACUGUUGCAGCCAUCGGAGGAGAGUACAAGAGUGCGGUGACUUCCUUCGGGGCCGAGGCGUGGGUAAAGACAGCGACAGGGAAGGCAAGCGAGGACAGAGUAAAAGACAUCGCCAAAGAGUGCCUGGCGCUACUUCGGUGA
Phaeoacremonium minimum UCRPA7 is the source of this 2415-nucleotide messenger RNA. Its product is annotated as putative ubiquitin homeostasis protein lub1 protein. Gene Ontology annotation, cellular component: cytoplasm; nucleus. The transcript is spliced from 4 exons. The record is from RefSeq and is a predicted model, not a curated record. Gene Ontology annotation, biological process: ubiquitin recycling; proteasome-mediated ubiquitin-dependent protein catabolic process. The coding region runs from base 1 to 2415 and encodes 804 amino acids. Gene Ontology annotation, molecular function: ubiquitin binding. NCBI's taxonomy places the organism in Eukaryota, Fungi, Ascomycota, Sordariomycetes, Togniniales, Togniniaceae.